Exophiala aquamarina CBS 119918 is the source of this 712-nucleotide messenger RNA. RefSeq lists its product as uncharacterized. Bases 1 to 276 code for a protein of 91 amino acids. The record is from RefSeq and is a predicted model, not a curated record. NCBI's taxonomy places the organism in Eukaryota, Fungi, Ascomycota, Eurotiomycetes, Chaetothyriales, Herpotrichiellaceae. The transcript has 3 exons.
AUGAGAGCCGCACAAUUCCACAUCGACAGUGGCACUGUCAACCUUGGAGACAUACCUAUUCCAGAGCCCGAGGGUGACGAAAUCGUUGUUCGAACUAUCUCAUCCGGCCCUUGUCAUACUGACCUCAUGGUCUUGGAUGGCUCUACACCGAAUAUUCCCAAGGACAUAGUAAUCAUAGCGCACGAAGGUGUUUGCGAAAUUGUCACAAUUGGAAACCAAGACGUCUUCAACGAGAGUGACAUUAAUGGGUUGAUAAAAGCAUUCUAUGCCUAUUAGGAUAUUCCUAGGUGUAAAUGUCAUGAUGGCUGCUGCACAUCCGGAAAACUCCAGAUGCGAGGCUGGGUUGAAGAUGGAUUUCUACCAGAUUCCUGUAUAGUGGAGUACUGCGCAGCCAUGAUGGUACCUAGCGGAAUAACGGCGCAACAGAAGCGGCGCCAUUAUUCUGUGCAGCGAUCACUGCUUACGACGUUGUUCCCCCCCCGGAGCUUCGGAAGAAAGAUUAGCUCGGAGUUAUUAGUCUUGGUCAAAUGGGUACGUUGGAUGUUAAAGCCCUGAAAUUCAGAUUUAUCGAGGUGGGCAUAAAUGAUGAAGUCCUCGAGCGUGCGAAAGAAGGAGGAGCGGAUUACAUAAUUAACCGCCAAUUGAAUCCAGACUUGCUCGGCCAGUUCACCAGUUAGCCUCUGGAGGAGUGCACGCCCUAGCAGUUAUCACU